UUCCCAACAUUAAUAUCUUUAGGUCACCGCUAGAGGAAGCUUAUGUCAGUUUCGUAAAAUACAUGCAUACAUAGUCAAAAUAAACGUGCUCUAUCUAAUAGAAGCAAAAUGGAGGAAUCUCCAAAAGCUGCAGUUAUUUGUGAAAUCAAAGAUAAAAGUAAUGAAGAAAAACUAAUGGGAUCAAAUUCUGAACUUCAAGCAGUUGAAAAUGUGGACAAAGAGCAAACUGUUGGCAACACAAAAGAAACAAGUUCUUCAUAUGAAGGAAAUGUGCAAAAUGACAGUGCAUCUAGCCAGUAUCGAUAUAUUCAGUGUGGAUUCACCUCAGAAGUGUAUAAAAUUGAAGUUGGCAAUUUGCCUCAGUUUGUACAUUAUGGACAAUUGAAGAAGGAACUUACUGCCAAACUGAAGUUGAAGCCACAUAAAAUCAAAAUACUUGGAAAUAAUGCUAAAUUUGCUUUUGUGACAUUUCGUUGUGAAGAAGACAGAGAGGAGGCUUUAAAAAAACUCCAGGGCCAUAGUUUCAAAAAACGAGAAUUAAAAGUAAAAAAGGCAAAUCCUAUAGCAGAUCCUUUGGUGAAGAAAAGAAAGUUGCAUGAGAAUAACGAUAGAAUAAAAAAAAAACAGCUCAAGGAAGAAGAACCUAAUAUUCCUGUAGCUCUAAGACUGAAGAAUGUAGUGACACCUCUAUGGGAGAAAGACUAUCAGGAACAGUUAAAACUAAAAGAAUCCAACCUCCAUGGAGUUUUAGUGAAGUUAGGAAGAAAAAUUGAGAAAAUCAACCCUUCUCUUUUGCCAUGGCUACAAGAGCAACGGGAACAAAAUGAUUUUAAGUGUUGUCCAUUACUACCAAUCAGAGAAUCUCCUGUUACUACUGGCUAUCGAAAUAAAUGUGAAUUUACUGUAGGAAGACAUGUGGAGUCAUCGGAGGUUACUGUGGGAUUUCGUUUAAGUAGCUACAAGGAUGGUUGUAUGUUUAUUGGAGAACCUGACCAGUGCAUGAAUAUUUCCAAACCUAUGCUUCAGGUUGUUAAGGUCUUUCAGAAGUAUGUCCAAAACUCUGAUAAAGAGCCUUACAAUCCAGAAACAUAUGAAGGAUUUUGGCGUCAGCUGACUGUCCGCAAUUCUAGUAAAGGGGAUAUUUUGUUAAUAGUUGUGAUGCAUCCUCAGUCUUUAACACAGGAACAACUAAACCAUGAAAAACAGCAGCUAAAAUCAUACUUUGUGUCAGGCCCAGGUCAGUCUUGUGGAGUGACAUCUCUAUAUUUCCUUUUGUAUUCCAAGAAACAGGGUAGUGGAUCUGAACCACCACCAGAGCAUCUUUGGGGAAAGACUUAUAUUGAAGAAUCCAUUCUGAACAUUAACUUUCAAAUUGGGCCAGAGGCAUUUUUCCAAGUGAACACCAAAGCAGCUGAGGUUUUAUACUCUACUGUAGCUGAGUUUGCCAACUUAACUCCAACUACAACAAUUCUUGAUAUCUGUUGUGGCACUGGAACUAUAGGACUCAGCCUAGCAAAGAAAGUUAAAAAAGUUAUUGGACUUGAGUGUUCAGCAGAAGCAAUUGGAAAUGCAUGUAUGAAUGCUCAAAUUAAUGAUAUCCAUAAUGUGGAUUUUAUUUGUGGAAAAGCUGAAGAUAUGAUUCAUGAAGUAAUCGAGAAAGCAGAAUCAUCUAACAUUGUGGCUAUAGUGGAUCCUCCAAGAGCAGGGCUGCAAAUAAAAGUUAUCAAGACUAUCAGAGCAACCACACAGAUACAUCAUUUAGUGUAUGUUUCAUGCAGUCCUGAGACUGCCUUGACAAAUUUUGUUGACCUAUGUAGACCAGCCUCCAACAACUACAGAGGUGACUGUUUUGUACCUGUGGUUGCUAUUCCUGUUGAUCUUUUCCCUCAUACACCACACUGUGAACUUGUCAUUGUAUUUGAAAGAAAAAGUUGCAAUACAUAAAAAUAAAAUGGUAUUGAAAUUCUUUA
Limulus polyphemus (Atlantic horseshoe crab) is the source of this 1970-nucleotide messenger RNA. RefSeq names its product tRNA (uracil-5-)-methyltransferase homolog A-like. The record is from RefSeq and is a predicted model, not a curated record. NCBI's taxonomy places the organism in Eukaryota, Metazoa, Arthropoda, Merostomata, Xiphosura, Limulidae. Gene Ontology annotation, biological process: RNA processing. The transcript is spliced from 14 exons. The coding region runs from base 109 to 1944 and encodes 611 amino acids. Gene Ontology annotation, molecular function: RNA methyltransferase activity; RNA binding.